Zonotrichia leucophrys gambelii is the source of this 2295-nucleotide messenger RNA. It is a transcript of the gene MARVELD1, whose product is annotated as MARVEL domain containing 1. NCBI's taxonomy places the organism in Eukaryota, Metazoa, Chordata, Aves, Passeriformes, Passerellidae. Gene Ontology annotation, cellular component: membrane. Bases 428 to 955 code for a protein of 175 amino acids. The transcript has 2 exons. Gene Ontology annotation, biological process: myelination. Gene Ontology annotation, molecular function: structural constituent of myelin sheath. The record is from RefSeq and is a predicted model, not a curated record.
GGGGCCCCGCCGCUCGGCACUCCGGAGGGAAUCCCGGAUGACGUAGAGGGAACCCUGGCGCGCGCCCCCCGCCGGCCACCGCACGGGGUCCCGGUGCGCUGUCCCUGCGCCCCGCCGCCGGCAUCGGUCGCCCUCUCCCACGUCCUCCCGCCACCGCUCGCGCCCCGCGUUGUGGCCCGCCCCGGCGGCAGCGGGACGGGAGAGGCGCGGCGGUCCCUGCCCGACGGCGCAUCCGCGGCUGCCCUCGGGUGUCCGAUGGGCUGGCGGGAGGUGCGGCGGGGCGCGGAGGCGGGGCAGGGAGGAGAGGAGAGAGGCCCCGCGCGGGGAGGACCGCUAAGUGCCAGAUGUUUGGCAGCAGCCAGGGAGGAAGUCGCUGCCGGGGCCCUGAGUCCCGCCCGAGCCGCGCCGGAGUAGGCAGGGCCGCGCCAUGGCCCGCACGGCUCCUCCGACGGUGCCGCCGCCCCCGGGGCCGCCGGCCCGCGGCUCUCUCAGCCUCCAUCGCGCCUUCCUGCGGAGCCCGCUGGGCCUGCUACGCCUGGGGCAGCUGGCUCUGGGCGCUGCCUUCUGGGUGACGGUAGCGGCUCAUAAGUACGAAGGGGCGGCCCACUUCGCUCUGUUUGCCGCUGUCCUCGUCUGGCUCCUCACCCUGGCCCUCUUCGGGCUGAGCCUGCUGGGGCGCUGGGAGCUGGUGCCCUGGUUGGGCUCCCGCUGGCUCCUCACCAACCUGGUGCACGACCUGGCACUGGGUGUGGGGCUCUACGCAGCUGCCACUGGCAUCAUGGGUCACAAGGCCAAGCAGAGAAGCUUUUGCAACCUGCCGGGCUACAGCCAGCACUGCCUGUACAGUGCCUACCUGAGCGCCUCCAUCUGCGGGGGCGUCACUGCCUGCCUGUACCUCUUCUCCGGGCUCUACUGCCUGUUGCGGCGUUGCCAGGACCAGCGAGACAUCAUCUGACGUCCCGUGCCACUUGGCUCCCCUUCUCAGCUGCAGACAGAACACAGCCUGUCUUUGGGAUGAAACGACCCUGCCGCCCCAUCCCCUCCUGGCUGACUGCACUGCAAUUCCUCCAGAGACUCCUGCACAGAUGGAUGGACAGACAGAGGCCUUCGCCGAGCACGGCUUCCCCUGCAGAGCACCGAGACAGCAUGGACACCGAGCCACUGCACAGGCCCUUCUCCCAGCCCUGGAUAGACUUAGGAUACUGCAAGUGGAAGGACCCAAAUGGAGAGCCCGUAAGAGGGAUACCAAUCUUUGGGAGCCCCCCUAGGACUCAAGCCAAAAUCCCCUGGUCUUGCCAGUGCUGCAUGCUCAGAGAGGUUUGUGGCUCCAAGCCACCAGAGCCACUGAACCAGCCCUGGGGCCAGACUACUCCAAAAGGGACAGAAACAGCCUUGCUGAUGGUUCUGGAGACCAGCCUGCAGCCCUGCCUGUCUCUGCCACACUUGGUUUAUCAUCCUGGAAAAUCUUCAUCUCUGGACUCUGUGGGACUGGGCCUAGAGACUGUGGUGGGGUGGAGGGGAAGGGUGAGCACUGCAGCAGUCUGUGCUGGCACUCUGGCCAUGGGGGAGCUGGGGCUAGGCAUUGUGGGAGCACAACCUGUCUUGGAGAACAGAAGAGGACACUGGCACUGGAGCCAGCCCAGUCCUGGAUCAGCCUCCAGAACCCACCAGGUGCCAAGCCCUGACGACGCCAUGUAGGGCUGACUAGAGAAAUGGGCACCUAGAGACAGAAUUUUUGGAGCAGUGCCACACUAGGGCUGCCCUGCCACAAGCCCUCCUCACCCUGCCUGGAGGCAGGUCUCUAUUGCUCCCGGUUCAAGGGAGGGUCUGCUCCCAUCUCUCUGUAGACUUAGAUCAGUGAGACAGGUGUCCCCAGCAGCUGGCCACAGCUGCCUACUGCCUGGGGUUCCCUGACACCUUUUUUGAGGUGUAGAGCAGCAGCCAUGGUUCACCUGGGGCCUUGAAGGGGUCUGGGAUUGGUACUGGGUCGCCACUUCCAUCAUGAUGUGCUGUCCCAGUGCAUACCCCGUCAUGCCCCAGGCCAUGUACCCCUUCCUUGGGCAGGACAUGCUGUCUGUACCCUGUGUCAAGGCUGGUCCCUGACACCGCCUGCCCCUGCCUUACUCUGGUGCAGCCCCUGGCCCAGGCUGUCCAAAAUGCCCUCGGUGCUUCUGCCACCACAAGUGCCUUCUCCUGGCUUUCUGCAGCCCUGUCUGUCACACAGCUCUAUCCCUCUACAGCCUCCUUUCAGGUGCCAGUGGAUUCACCUUCCAAAUAAAGCAAUAUUGGCGCUCA